AAAUUGCUCAAAUAAACUUGCAACAAGAGCUCGUGACGUCAGACUUAACGCAUCAUUUCCGCGUUUUGUGUUUUAAUGGUGAAAUGUGUUGAUUGCACAUAUAUGCUACUAUAUUUGUCUAUUUGAUAUUUAGACUACAUAAAUUAAUGGAGUUUAAGUAGGAUAUUGAAGACGCGCUCUAUAGUUUCGGUCUGCCAGCCAGCGAGAGCAUAAAUGUCCUCAUAAGGAAAAGACAAAAUGGUGGAAGGAGUGAAUAUGAAAGUGACGAGUCUCUUCUACAUAUCUGGUAAGGCGAUGACCGAAACACGGUUGUCAGAAAAUCAACUGAUCAUAAUGAAUACGUUCAACCACAAUAACGACAAAACAUUACUCGGUUGCUAGACAAUCAAUUGAUCAUAAUGGAAACGUUUAACAACAAUAACGACAAAAAAUUGCGAGGGCCCAGAGUAUCUCUGUUAACUUUACCUGAUCACGAUCGGAUAUACGAAUAAUGGACGUUGUAAAACAAGACAGCAGUGACCUGGUUUUUGUUCUUUUCUCGCACUUGGAAAUACUUGUGGUCCAAGUGAAUAUAAAACUUCUGAUGGAGAAUGUUGCCCAAUGUGUAGUAUAGGGUCAAUGGUACUCUAUGACUGCAUUGGUAGUUUCAGUACCACCUGCAAACCCUGCAUUCCAGGAACAUUCAUAAGUGAACCCAGUGGUCUUCAUAAAUGCUUCCCAUGCAAACACUGUGAUGAAAAUGAAGGUCUUUACAUUCAGAGUAAAUGCACUACAAUAGGAGACACCAUCUGUGAUGUACUUGAUGGAUAUCACUGCACUGAGUACUCCAACUUACAGUGCCUUCGUGCUGUAAAACACAGUGUUUGCAGGCCAGGACAAAAAACAAAAACACUAGGAACAAAGACAUCAGAUACAGAAUGUGAGAACUGCCCUUUUGGGUUUUAUUCUUCUUCUGGACUGAACUGCACCAAGUGGACAGACUGUAAUGCCAGAAAUGAGAUUCAAAGUGAAGAUGGCAGUCAUGUGAAAGAUGUCAAAUGUGUACAGAAGAGGAAAAGAUAUUGUCUUGUAGCUUUAUGUCCUCCGGUCAUAUGUGCAGCUGUUCUAGCAGCAUUAUACAGAAGGUCAUGCUCAGAAGAUCAGACAGUCAAUAAUGGUGACAAAAUAUGCAGGCUUACUAUUGAAGAAACAAACUUUCGACCAGUGAUGUCAGGCCCAACACCGGAGGAAAACAAUGAGAAACCAACAGAUGAUACUUGAAACGGAGUAUCUUAAUCCUCUUACAAUUCUCCUCUCUCCAACACAAUGUGAUGAACAGGUGAAAACUUCCAGAACUCCAGUGGCCUGUUGCAUGAAGCUAGUUGAACAAACUCUUGAGUUUGAAAGUAGGUUUGGAGUUGACAAAUCCAGAUAAAUCCAACCUGGUUUAGAUCAGGAUCAACUGUUGCACAACAGGUCUGUGGAUGAUGCAGUCUCGACAGACCUGGGAUUUAUGGAAGGAUCUUAUUUGUGGACUUCAAUACCAUCAUGCCUGAUCUUCUCACAGCCAAACUGACCCAGCUCUUUGUGCCUACCCUAAUCUGUCAGUGGAUCACCAGUUUUCUGACCGACAGGCAGCAGCUAGUGAGACUGGGUUAAUUCUCAUUCAACACCUGCACAAUCAGCACCAGUGCACACAAUCAGCCCUACACUUUUUGGCAGCAAUUUGGCAGUCCACUAGUUUCUAAGGCAAUAUCAGCUGCUUUGUUAAAAAAAAAACAUACAUUACAGCUGAAAUCCUGAAUGAUGACAACACAGAAUAAAUAGCACUAUAACACAUCAAAUCCUUUUAA
Messenger RNA from Megalobrama amblycephala (Wuchang bream), 1832 nucleotides. Its product is annotated as tumor necrosis factor receptor superfamily member 14-like. Gene Ontology annotation, cellular component: external side of plasma membrane. The record is from RefSeq and is a predicted model, not a curated record. Gene Ontology annotation, biological process: negative regulation of alpha-beta T cell proliferation; positive regulation of peptidyl-tyrosine phosphorylation; positive regulation of cytokine production involved in immune response. Gene Ontology annotation, molecular function: protein binding. NCBI's taxonomy places the organism in Eukaryota, Metazoa, Chordata, Actinopteri, Cypriniformes, Xenocyprididae. The transcript is spliced from 9 exons. Bases 601 to 1260 code for a protein of 219 amino acids.